Molecule: messenger RNA, 252 nt
Organism: Botrytis porri
Lineage: Eukaryota; Fungi; Ascomycota; Leotiomycetes; Helotiales; Sclerotiniaceae
Exons: 2
Coding region: 1-252 (83 amino acids)
Source: RefSeq, a predicted model, not a curated record
AUGGGCAACGAAACAUCUUGGCAAUGCGGAAACCGAGUUUCUUCGGCUUCAGACAAUCAGAUUAGGAGAUCUUCGGGCGGCUGGCUACCAUGUCCAAGCUUCAGUUGCGGACUCAAGGACUCAAGGACUCAAGGAGUGAUUGUUACCACCCGGCAGUCUGUUAAGAUAGACUUGGCAAUGAACAAUGCUACUACGGUUAUGUUAUCAAUACCAAUAGCUGCAAAGCCAUCCGAUGCAGCAAACCCUCAAUGA